AUGCCUCUACUAUCCGAACAUAAGAAUAACAUUCCUCGAUCACUGUACAUUUUGAUGUGUGGGAGUGGGAUUGAGAGUGUGGAAGAUGUUGUUUUCAAUUCAGCCGGAAAUUUGACGAACAGAAUGCAGAGGUGGUACAAUUCGGAAUUGCAGAAUAAUGAGAGUGUUGUUGCUCUACAAAAUCAGGAUGAAAGGGUUGUAUCUGUGCAGGAAGAGGAGACUGAUAAUAAUGGAAAAUAUUCUAUCAAAUCGCUUCCAUCAAAUUUUAAUUUUAAUAUGAAUAUUGUAAAAAAACAAGUUUAUAUUUUACAAGAAUACUUGUUGGGAAGAUAUGCUCCAAAGAGUGUCAGUGUAGAACAAAUGGCACUCAAUGAUGGUAAAAUUAGAGUUUCUGGACUGAAUACAGGAAGUGGUCAAUUGGAUAGCUUGUUGGAUGGAGGAAUUCAAUGUGGAGAAUUGACAGAAAUUGUUGGAUUUCAAUCAAGUGGAAAAACUUGUCUCUGUAAAACUGUGUCACUCAAUACCAUUAUUGAAAAGAAUUCAGAUACAGUUUUGUGGAUUUCAACAAAUUCAUCUUUCAAUGCAAGAGAAUUUGCCAUGAUGUAUGAAUCAAAGAGCAAUCUAUAUAAUGAACAAAUUAGACAAUCUCAAGCUACACAACAGUCACAAGUGGAAGCUGAUGAAAUUUGCUCACUCGUAGAGACAUUUACAAAAAUCAGAGUGUUGGAUGUUUCAACACCGGAAGAAUUGAAGACUCUGUUAAUAGAAUUGGUUAAACUCAUAGAAAGUGAACAAGAUAAUUUCUACAACUCUCUUCGAUUGGUAGUAAUUGAUAGUUUGGCUGUUAUUUUGACCUCUCUUGUACAGUCAAAGGUCAAUAGCAAGAUAUCAGAAAAGGAGGAUUUAAGUUUGGACGAAAUAAUUCGACUAAUGAAGAAAAUUGCCAGAAAAUAUCAAAUUGCCUUCUUGUACACUAAUUAUACUCUACAUGAACUAGAUGAUAGAACAGUUCUAGGUGAAACCUGUAAAUAUUUUUCACAUGUAAGAUUACUCUCAAAGAAACUUGAAAAGCAACCACCAAAAGAAGAGGGAACAUUCUUUGAGGCUCACCUUUUGAAAUCACCAAGACGAUCUCUCAUUCAUCCUUCAGUUUACUUCCAGGUUAUGAGUCUAGGUGUUGUUGAUACAGGCAAUACACAAAUACCAAACCAAAAUUAA
Naegleria gruberi is the source of this 1218-nucleotide messenger RNA. RefSeq lists its product as uncharacterized. Bases 1 to 1218 code for a protein of 405 amino acids. Gene Ontology annotation, cellular component: replication fork; centrosome; Rad51B-Rad51C-Rad51D-XRCC2 complex. The transcript has a single exon. NCBI's taxonomy places the organism in Eukaryota, Heterolobosea, Eutetramitea, Acrasida, Naegleriidae. Gene Ontology annotation, molecular function: ATP-dependent DNA damage sensor activity; ATP binding; four-way junction DNA binding. Gene Ontology annotation, biological process: telomere maintenance; DNA strand invasion; double-strand break repair via homologous recombination. The record is from RefSeq and is a predicted model, not a curated record.